Molecule: messenger RNA, 893 nt
Organism: Suillus subalutaceus
Lineage: Eukaryota; Fungi; Basidiomycota; Agaricomycetes; Boletales; Suillaceae
Product: Alpha/Beta hydrolase protein
Exons: 10
Coding region: 6-893 (295 amino acids)
Biological process (GO): epoxide metabolic process
Molecular function (GO): epoxide hydrolase activity
Source: RefSeq, a predicted model, not a curated record
UGCCGAUGUUUACCCGCGAUAUUAAUGUGGAUGGUUUCGGCGCGCUGAACAUUCACUAUGUUCACAAGAAGAGCAAAACUGUUGACGCCAUUCCGCUGUUGUUUUGCCAUGGAUGGCCUGGAAGUUUCUUAGAAAUCAGGCCAGUGUUGUCCCUCUUGACUGCGUCGUCCCCGGAGCAUCCUAGCUUCCAUGUCGUAGCGCUUAGCUUGCCCGGUUUUGGCUUUUCUGAGGGUGCACACAAACCAGGCUUUGGUCUUGAUCAAUAUGCUGAGGUAACUCACAAACUCAUGAUCGCUCUCGGGUACAACGAGUAUGUGACCCAAGGAGGCGACUGGGGUUUUCUCAUCACUCGGAGAAUGGCCGCCAAGUAUGGUGGAAAACAUUGCAAGGCGUGGCACACCAACUUUCCAAUGGCCGAUCCACCGACCUGGAAAUCUCCCCUGUCUUUCUUGUCGUACUUGCUAACCCCCUUUUCUGCGGAAGAAAAGGCAGGACUUGAGCGCACCGCGUGGUAUCGCAACAAAUCAUCCGGCUACUUUGUUGAGCAGAGCACCUUCCCGCAGACGCUCGCCUACGGUUUACUGAUAGCCCCGUUGCUCUGCUUGGUUGGUUUUACGAAAAAACUGGUCAUCUGGACCGAUGACUACAAGUGGACUGAUGACGAAGCUCUGACGUGGAUCUCCAUAUACUGGUUCUCCCGUGCUGGGCCCGGCGCUGCCCAUCGCAUUUUACUCCUGAGGUGUCGUACUAGUUACCCUACUAUUCCUAUGGGAGCUUCGUAUUCCCACAAGAGCUCCUUCUUUUACCCUCAGCAUCGUAGGUGGCUGCGCAGUUCCCAUCACAAGUCAGGAGGCCAUUUCGCUGCCUAUGAACGGCCGAAAAGAGCUUGUUGA